Molecule: messenger RNA, 2388 nt
Organism: Tarenaya hassleriana
Lineage: Eukaryota; Viridiplantae; Streptophyta; Magnoliopsida; Brassicales; Cleomaceae
Product: coronatine-insensitive protein 1-like
Exons: 3
Coding region: 400-2175 (591 amino acids)
Biological process (GO): SCF-dependent proteasomal ubiquitin-dependent protein catabolic process
Cellular component (GO): SCF ubiquitin ligase complex
Source: RefSeq, a predicted model, not a curated record
ACUUCCACUUGAAUAUAUUACUAACAAAAAAUUCCUUUCCACUUUGUUCGAUUCAACCCGUCUCUUCUUGCUCCGCGUGUCCUCCUCUGCUCCAUUUCGCCGCCGCCGUUCGCUACAGAUCUCUUCGGAGUUCUUCUCCGUCACUGUUUUUCCGGUGAAUCGGAACGUUUCCGAGUCCUGAGCUUCUCCUCUUGUUCUUCUUUCUGGUCUCCCCUGUUUCAGGGUCAGGUUUUCUUUUGGAUCUCGGGCAUUUUUGUUGUUUCUGUUCUUUGGGUGGAUUUGCUCGGAAUCAGUUCUCUUUUCCGAUUGGGUAGCGAUCUCGUUGCUGUAAUCGAUCGGAAUGUUACCGGAUUCUCUCAGGAUUUGGCGGGGGUUUUAAUUCUUUCGGUGUUGUUGGCAAUGGAGGAUUCGGAUAACAAGAAGUGUAGAUUGAACAGCGCGACGAUAGAUGACGUCAUCGAGAUAGUGAUGCCUUACAUAAUCGAUCCAAAGGACCGUGAUUCUGCGUCGCUAGUCUGCCGGAGAUGGUGGAAGGUCGACGCCGACACGAGGGAACACGUGACGAUGGCUCUCUGUUACACGGCGAAGCCCGAGCGCCUGAGCCGCCGCUUUCCGAACCUGAGGUCGCUGAAGCUAAAGGGCAAGCCCAGAGCCGCCAUGUUCAAUCUGAUCCCUGAGAACUGGGGAGGGUAUGUUACCCCAUGGGUGUACGAAAUCAUGACCUCUUUCCGGCGGCUCAAAUCGGUUCACUUCCGGAGAAUGAUCGUCAGUGACUUGGAUCUUGAUCUUCUGGCGAAGGCGAAAAGGGACGAGCUCGAGGUUCUGAAACUCGAUAAAUGCUCUGGGUUCUCCACUGAUGGACUUUUGAGCCUCGCUCGACACUGCAGGAAGAUAAGGACGUUGCUCAUGGAAGAAAGUUCUUUUAUCGAAAAGGAUGGUGAAUGGCUUAGUGAAUUUGCUCUGCACGACACUUCUUUUGAGGUUUUAAACUUUUAUAUGACGGAUCUUGCGAAGAUCAACCCCCGGGACCUGGAGACCAUUGCUAGAAACUGCCCCUCCCUGGUUUCUUUGAAGCUCGGCGACUGUGAGAUUCUCAACCUUGUCGGGUUUUUCAAGGCUGCUGCUAAUCUUGAAGAGUUCUGCGGUGGCUCUUUCCAUGAAGAUGCCGACAGACCUGACAAGUACUUGAAUCUGCCUUUCCCACCACAACUAUCCCGUUUGGGUCUCUCCUACAUGGGCGCAAAGGAAAUGCCCAUAAUAUUUCCAUUUGCUGCCCAGUUAAGGAAGUUGGAUUUGCUCUAUGUACUGCUGAACACUGAGGAUCAUUGUACUUUAAUCCAGAAAUGUCCUAAUCUGGAAGUCCUCGAGGCGAGGGAUGUAAUCGGAGAUCGAGGACUAGAGGUUGUCGCUCAGCACUGCAAACGAUUGAAGCGGCUGAGGAUCGAACGAGGAGCGGAUGAAAUAGGAAUGGAGGAUGAAGAAGGCUUAGUCUCGCAGAGAGGAUUGAUCGCUCUGGCCCAAGGCUGCCUGGAGCUAGAAUACAUGGCUAUCUACGUCUCUGACAUCGAUAACCAAUCUCUACAAAGCAUAGGUGCAUACCUUAAGAAUCUCUGCGACUUCCGCCUCGUGCUGCUGGACCGGGAAAAGAGAAUUACGGACCUGCCACUGGACAACGGGGUCCGAGCCCUCUUGAGGGGAUGCGAGAAGCUCAGAAGGUUCGCCCUCUAUCUCAGACCGGGAGGUCUAACCAACACGGGUCUGAGUUACAUCGGGCAGUACAGCCCGAAUGUGAGAUGGAUGCUACUGGGGUACCUGGGCGAGACGGAUGAGGGUCUGUUGGAAUUCUCGACCGGGUGUCGCAGCCUACAGAAGCUAGAGAUGAGAGGCUGUUGCUUUAGCGAGCAUGCGAUAGCUGUUGCGGUGACGAAGCUGAAAUCGCUGAGGUACCUCUGGGUGCAAGGCUACAGGGCAUCUGCCACGGGACAGGAUCUCUUGGCGAUGGCCCGUCCCUUCUGGAACAUCGAGCUGAUUCCCGCGAGGAGAAUCCCGGAGGUGAAUCACCUUGGAGUGGUGAGAGAGGUGGAACACCCUCCCCAUAUACUGGCCUAUUGCUCUCUGGCCGGCCAGCGGAGAGACUUCCCACCCACUGUUGUCCCCUUUGGUCCGUGCCCUUGAUGAGCUUUAACCCGAGCCAGGUACCGUACAUAGAAUAAGACCCAUUUCCCCUUACGAUUUCUGUUCAUAGAUUGGAUUAGCAGUUUACCCUUGACGAGUCUGCUCAUAAACGAAUAUCAGACAAUAUUCUGUCCAACGAUUAAAUGCAGACGGUUAAAGGACAGACAUCUUUACAUGCCCAAUUCGAUAGAGACAGAAAACUGCAAUUUUUCA